UGGGCGGUUAUGGCUUCAGGGACUGCAGGGCGGGCCCGCAGGGCCCGGCGCAGAGUCCGGGUCGUGCACCCGGCCGCGGCGCGGACCCGCUCGGCGGAAGACUGGUGGUGGGAUCGACUUGCUCCGAGCGGCUCAGGAUACCACCUGCUGCAGUCAGACAGCAUGCUGCUGGUGCUGCCAGGCCCGGGGCCCGCCCGCCCCCGCGCGCAGAGGCGCGCCGCCCGCCGAGCUCAGCGGCUGCGGUCCCCGGGGUCCCGUGCGGCCGAGGCCAAACCCAGGACCGCGCCCGCGCCCACGCCGCUGCAGGAGCCCGACCCGGGCUGGGGCGACCGCGUUCCCCUGGAAAUCCUGCUGCAAAUUUUCGGGUUGCUGGUGGCGGCUGAUGGGCCUAUACCGUUUCUCGGCAGGGCUGCGCGCGUGUGCCGCCGCUGGAACGAGGCCGCCUCCCAGCCUGCGCUCUGGCACACCCUGACCCUGUCUUCCCCGCUGGCUGGCCGCCCCGCCAAGAGUGGGGCCAAGGCUGAGAAAAAGCUCCUUUCUUCCCUGGAGUGGCUUAUGCCCAAUCGGUUCUCACAGCUCCAGAGGCUGACUCUCAUCCACUGGAAGUCCCAGCUACACCCUGUGUUGAAGCUGGUUAGCGAGUCCUGUCCUCGGCUCAGCUUCCUCAAGCUUUCUGACUGUCAUGGUGUGACCCCUGACGCUCUGAUCAUGCUAGCCAAAGCCUGUCCUCAGCUCCACAGCCUGGACAUACAGCACUCAAUGGUGGAGUCCACGGCUGUGGUAAGCUUCUUGGAGGAAGCUGGACCCCGAAUGCAGAAGCUGUGGCUGACCUACAACUCCCAGACAACAGCCAUCUUGGGUGCACUGCUGGGCAGCUGCUGCCCACAGCUCCAGGUCCUGGAGGUGAGCACUGGCCUCAACCACAACAUCACUCCCCUCCAGCUGCCUGUAGAGGCCCUGCAGAAAGGCUGCCCCCAGCUGCAGGUGCUGCGGCUGUUGAACCUGAUGUGGCUGCCCAAGCCUUCCGGGCGAGCGAUGACUCCUGGCCCAGGUUUCCCCAGCCUUGAGGAGCUCUGCCUUGCUAGCUCCACCUGUAACUUUGUGAGCAACGAGGUCCUGGGCCGCCUGCUCCAUGGCUCCCCUCACCUGCGCCUGCUGGAUCUGCGCGGCUGUGCUCGGAUCACGCCUGCUGGCCUGCACGAUCUGCCGUGUCAGGAGCUGGAGCAGCUUCACCUGGGCCUGUACGGCAUGUCAGACCGGCUGACUCUAGCCAAGGAAGGCAGCCCUCUGCUCACCCAGAAGUGGUGUCACAGUCUGCGGGAGCUGGACUUGAGUGGCCAGGGCUUCAGUGAGAAGGACCUGGAGCAGGCCUUAGCUGCCUUCUCAGGCAGCCCUGGGGGCUCCCACCUGGCCCUGUGCUCCCUCAACCUCAGGGGCACUCGGGUCACACCGGGCACAGUCAGCUCUGUGAUAAGCAGCUGCCCAGGUCUGCGGUACCUCAACCUGGAGUCCUGCCGCUGCCUUCCCCGGGGCCUGAAGCGGGCCUACAGGGGCCCAGAGGAAGUCCAAUGGUGCCUGGAGCAGCUGCUCACCACCCUGCCCUCCCCCAGCUAGCCAGCUCCAGGCCUCUCUGCCAGCCAGCCCUGCUCUGCCUCUUUUCCCAGUUUUGGAUAUUUGAGUGUUUUGUUAUAAUAAAACCCUUUUUGGAA
Molecule: messenger RNA, 1709 nt
Organism: Bubalus bubalis (water buffalo)
Lineage: Eukaryota; Metazoa; Chordata; Mammalia; Artiodactyla; Bovidae
Gene: FBXL6
Product: F-box and leucine rich repeat protein 6
Exons: 9
Coding region: 10-1614 (534 amino acids)
Biological process (GO): SCF-dependent proteasomal ubiquitin-dependent protein catabolic process
Cellular component (GO): SCF ubiquitin ligase complex
Molecular function (GO): protein binding
Source: RefSeq, a predicted model, not a curated record